AUGGCAUCCAGCGACACACACCCAAGCGCUUCCCAAGAAACAUUAUUUGACAUGUGCUGGGACACCGAGGCCGAUCAAGUGCCGAUGGUUGAAACACAGAAUCUAAUGCCAUCGGCCGAACAACAAGUGAGAGGCCAAACAUUUGACAUGUGUUGGGACACCGAGGUGGAUUCAGCACCGAUCAUUACACCAGAGGCAGUCACACUGUUGGCUGCAGGUCUAUACAACCUUUGUUGGGACGACAAACCACAUGUGCCAAUGGUCGUUUUGGCGCCAAUUCGAGAGCUGGAGCCUAGGAAGACCAAGAUUUUGGACGUGACCUUGCCCUUUGCAGCCGGUCAAUAUGACAUGUGUUGGAAUGACAGUCUGUCUGUAUCGGUGGUCGCAUACAAGGCUGAUUUCGACAUGUGCUGGGGAGAUUCGCCAUCAGGAGGAGAUGGUCACCUUGAAGGUAUUUCCAUUGUGGCACUGACCAUAAACUUGGUCGACUUAGCUGGUGAUACACCGGUAUUCUAUGAUAUGUGUUUUGAAAAUAUCUCCGUGGCCACAUCUACAGCGCCAAGAGAUGGAUCACCGAGUCAGACGGCCGAAUCCAACAGGAACUUGCUGCGCCGAGCUGCAUCUCCAGGGCCGAGGGAGAGAUUGCCAAGUCAGACAGUUGAAGCCGGCGAGGAAUUGCUGCAACAAACCGCAUCUCCAGGGUCGAGAGAGAGAUUGUCAAGUCAGACUGUCGAAGCCGGUGAGGAAUUGCUGUGCCGAGCAAAUAUGAGCCUUGACUUCAUUGACACUAUGAUCAGUAAGUUCAUUUUGCUCCUGAUAAUGAACAUCAUGAGGAGGGCCACACUUGACAGGAGAUGA
Molecule: messenger RNA, 858 nt
Organism: Suillus discolor
Lineage: Eukaryota; Fungi; Basidiomycota; Agaricomycetes; Boletales; Suillaceae
Exons: 5
Coding region: 1-858 (285 amino acids)
Source: RefSeq, a predicted model, not a curated record